Messenger RNA from Panicum hallii, 1753 nucleotides. RefSeq names its product P-loop guanosine triphosphatase YjiA-like. Gene Ontology annotation, cellular component: cytoplasm. Bases 81 to 1421 code for a protein of 446 amino acids. The transcript is spliced from 10 exons. The record is from RefSeq and is a predicted model, not a curated record. Lineage: Eukaryota; Viridiplantae; Streptophyta; Magnoliopsida; Poales; Poaceae.
UUCCUCCAUACGAGUAGGUCCGUGCCGCGAUAUCCACUUGCCCAGUUACCCUCUCUCUCUCUCUCGCACCCUCGAACACCAUGGCGGCGCUCUGCUCCGCCUCCCCGGCCAUCUCCACGGCGGCGUCUCUCGGGCUUCCCGCGCGCCGGGUCGCCUCCCUCCUCCGCCUGCGCCUGCGCGCCGCCGCGCGCUCCUACUCCGCCGCCGCAGCACCGCGGGCUGCUGCUGCUGCGGCGCCGUCGUGGCGAGCGCGCCGGAGAUUUGCGGCGUCGGCGGCUUCCACGACAGAGGAGGAGUGUUCUGGAGUAGAGACGAUGAUCCCACCUGACAAUCGCAUCCCCGCCACCAUCAUCACCGGCUUCCUUGGUUCCGGCAAGACAACUUUACUGAAUCACAUCUUGACUGCUCACCAUGGAAAGCGAAUUGCUGUUAUUGAAAAUGAGUUUGGAGAAGUAGACAUCGAUGGUUCACUAGUUGCAGCACAAACUGCUGGAGCUGAGGACAUAAUGAUGCUAAAUAAUGGCUGCCUUUGCUGCACUGUGCGUGGUGAUUUAGUCCGUAUGAUUGGUGAAUUGGUCAACAAGAAGAAGGGGAAGUUUGACCAUAUUGUUAUCGAAACGACAGGUUUGGCUAAUCCAGCGCCCAUUAUACAGACGUUCUAUGCGGAGGAUGUAGUUUUUAAUGAUGUCAAGCUGGAUGGCGUGGUAACUUUAGUUGAUGCAAAGCACGCUAGACUGCAUUUGGAUGAAGUAAAGCCCAAGGGUAUAGUCAAUGAAGCAGUUCAGCAAAUUGCCUAUGCUGACAGAAUUAUAGUUAACAAGAUUGAUCUUGUAAAUGAACCUGAAGUUUCUUCCUUGGUUGAGCGUAUAAGGGGUAUUAAUCGCAUGGCUAAUUUGAAACGAGCUGAGUAUGGCAAAGUUGAUUUAGAUUAUGUUCUUGGAAUUGGAGGAUUUGAUCUGGAGAGGAUUGAGAGUGCUGUCUCUGAAAAAUCACAAGAAGACCACGCGGAACAUGAGCAUGAUCACCAUCAUCAUGAGCAUGAACAUGACCAUCAUCACCAUCAUGACCAUGACCAUGACCACGGACAUGACCAUCAUGUACAUGAUCACACCCAUGACCCUGGUGUUUCUUCUGUGAGCAUUGUUUGUGAAGGGGAGAUGGAUCUUGAAAAGGCUGACAUGUGGUUGGGGAAUCUACUGCUGGAACAUAGUGAUGAUAUAUACAGGAUGAAAGGACUGCUUUCUGUCAGUGGAAUGCCUCAACGAUUUGUGUUUCAGGGAGUGCACGACAUUUUCCAGGGAUCUCCUGAGAGGAUGUGGGAGCCAAAUGAGCCACGCAUCAACAAGAUUGUCUUCAUCGGCAGGAACCUCAACAAAGAAGAGCUGGAGAAGGGCUUCAAGGAUUGCCUGCUGAAGAAAUAGACUGAGGCUAGCUUCUAUGAUUUUCCAACAUACGGGAUGGAUCUCCAGCUUCAUGAUUUUGAGCUUUGCGGCUGAAGAACUUAUCCUUGAGAAACCAAACUAUCGAACUGACGUGAAGUGUGAGAUUGUAUAUAAUGGAUAGCUUAUUGCAACCUUGCAUCCUUCUACAACAAUAGCAGUAGACAUUUGUAUCACAGUAUCAUUGCACCUUCAUCUCAUCGCACGGUGUUGAACUGUAACCUCUAGAGAUAAAGACUUUCAGUGUGGCCCGAGGAAAUCGCAUAAGCAAAUUUGCAGUACUUCAUGGAGUAUUACUACUUUACUAUGCAUUA